Messenger RNA from Elephantulus edwardii (Cape elephant shrew), 1161 nucleotides. RefSeq names its product estradiol 17-beta-dehydrogenase 2-like. NCBI's taxonomy places the organism in Eukaryota, Metazoa, Chordata, Mammalia, Macroscelidea, Macroscelididae. The record is from RefSeq and is a predicted model, not a curated record. Bases 1 to 1161 code for a protein of 386 amino acids. The transcript is spliced from 5 exons. Gene Ontology annotation, molecular function: oxidoreductase activity.
AUGGGAUCUGUCUGCUCUGACCCUGCAGCGGGGCUCUGCCUGGCCAUCACUGCUGUGCUGGGAGGAAUGGCUUUUGGAAAACUCAAGAAGAGUCCGGGGCAGAUGUGGAACCGCACCAUCUGCUUGGCGGGUCUCUGGGGAAUCACUUGCCUGCUUGGUUCCUCUCUUUGCUGGGGCUUGGUUCUCUUCUCCUUGUCAUGUUUCUUCUUGUAUAAGUACAUAUCUAGCCAAGAGCUGUUACCUGUGCAACAGAAGACCAUCCUGAUCACAGGUACUGAUUCCGGGAUUGGUCAUGGCUUGGCCAAGUACCUGGAUGAGCUGGGCUUCACGGUAUUUGCGACAGUGCUGAACGAGAAUGGAUCAGGAGCAGAGGAACUGCGAAGAACCUGCUCCUCUCGGCUCUCCGUGAUCCAGAUGGACGUCACCAACUCAGAGCAGAUACGAGAGGCCCGGAGAAAGGUGGAGGAGAAGGUGCAGGACAGAGGACUGUGGGCCUUGAUCAACAAUGCAGGGAUCCUUGGAUUCCCCGCUGAAGGGGAGCUUGUCCCCAUCACCCACUUCAGACAAUGCAUGGACGUGAACUUCUUUGGUCCUGUAGCAGUCACAAAGAUGUUUCUGCCUCUUCUUCGGAAAUCCAAGGGGAGGCUGGUGAACAUCAGCAGCAUGGCAGCAAAGAUCCGAAUGAAGAAGGUCGCAUCCUACGCCAGCUCCAAAGCAGCUCUGACCAUGUUUUCGGAAGUUUUAAGGCAAGAACUUCUCAAAUGGGGAGUUAAAGUCUCUGUCAUUCACCCCGGAGGCUUCAAAACAAAUAUUGCAGGCACAAAAGAAACGUGGGACAAACUGGAGAGGAGUCUUUUGGAUGACCUGUCCCCUGAUGUGCUGGAGGACUAUGGCCAGGAGUAUAUUCUUGCCCAGCGAAAUAUCAUCCGCAUAUUUGACAGAGCGGGUGAGGCUGACUACACACCCCUGCUUCUGGAUGUCCACCAUGCAAUCGCUGCGAAAAGCCCCUUUGCUCUGUAUACGCCAGGAAAGUCAUCCUUUCUGUGGCAUUGUGUCAUCUCCCUGGUCCCCACUGUGGUGUUCGAUUAUCUUUAUAAAGAAGUAGAUUUCAAGACGAAGCCCAGAAGUCUAAGCAUGCCUGUCUGGAAGAAAGCCACAUAG